This is a messenger RNA of Penicillium mononematosum, 2205 nucleotides long. RefSeq names its product lipid-binding SYLF domain-containing protein. The transcript has a single exon. Lineage: Eukaryota; Fungi; Ascomycota; Eurotiomycetes; Eurotiales; Aspergillaceae. Gene Ontology annotation, molecular function: phosphatidylinositol binding. The record is from RefSeq and is a predicted model, not a curated record. Bases 1 to 2205 code for a protein of 734 amino acids.
AUGGCCCCAAACCGGUGGGAGAAGACCAAAACCAUUUCGAAGAAGGGCUUCGAUAAAGCGUGGGAUACUGUCGACAAGCUCGGCGGCCCAGUCAACCGCCUAUCGCACAAGUUGGGCGCCGAAGCCUUCUGGCCUAUGACAAUCGACAAGGAAGCCGAUAAAGCCGCGCGCAUCCUGCGCAGCUUCUGCAAAGACGGCUUCUAUGCCCCCGAUUCCUCACCUGGCACCGAUGAGAAUGGCAAGAUCAAUCGUCCCAAGGGCAAGCAGCGCGUUAUCCAAAAGAUCCCAACACAAGUCCUUAAAAAUGCCAAGGGAAUCGCCAUCUUCACGACUAUGCGCACAGGUCUGUGGAUGAGUGGCUCUGGCGGUAGUGGCGUGCUGAUCGGCCGCCUCGCUGAGACUGGCGAAUGGAGCCCGCCAUCUGGUAUCAUGUUACACACGGCGGGAAUAGGCUUCCUCGCUGGCGUUGAUAUUUACGACUGCGUGGUAAUCAUAAACACAUACGAGGCGCUGGACGCAUUCAAGAAAUUCCGCUGCACGCUGGGCGGCGAGGUCAGCGCAUCCGCAGGGCCUGUAGGUGUGGGUGGUGUCCUCGAAUCCGAGGUGCACAAACGCCAGGCACCCAUCUGGACAUAUAUGAAGAGCAAAGGGCUAUACGCAGGCGUCGCGGUUGAUGGUACGAUCAUCAUUGAGCGAACUGACGAGAACGAGCGCUUCUACGGCGAGAGGAUAUCCGUCGACGAGAUUCUUUCCGGCAAAGUCCGACAUCCACCCCGUGAGCUAGAAACCCUCAUGCAAACCUUGAAGGCCGCGCAGGGCGACUCUGACGUCGACGAGAGUUUCGUCCCGCCAUCGGGCGAAACACCUGGCGAUCUGGAGCUGACGGAAGACGGGCAACACAUCUUCGGCGUGCCGGCUGCUGACGACCCCGAUCCGUAUGGAGUGAAGGCGCUGGAAGCGGAGGGGCUUUUCAUUCGGGAGGCCGGCACGAAAGCGAGGCCAAGCUACGAGACAUUUGAAUUUCGGCCCAACCUGGACAGUCCUGUUUAUAGCACUUUCUCGCGGCGCAGCAUGGAUAGCUCGCCGCGCAAUAGCUGGCGUGCAAGUGUGCAGAGCUCCAGGAGUCAUGCCAGUGUCGACCGUGGCACGCAGACAGAUGACGCCCCAUUAACUGAGGCUACAUCAGUCAGCCGUGCAUCUUCUCGCAGCGCGAAGAGAUCGUCUCUUGGCCGUCCCCCGAUGGAUGCCUGGGAUGAAGAUGAGGACUCACACUGGGAUGCAAUUGCUAUCCACGGUGAUGAAGAACAUGUUAAGGUCCGCCAAUUGGAGGGCCAGGAGGCGGAGGAUAGGAGAGCGAAAGCGAGCGUCUGCGAAGAUACACACGACGACCCCGAGUUUGAGGAUGACGACGAGCACUUUGAGAUCCACGAGGUUGGCAAUGCCACGGUCACACCAAGGGAGAGUGUCCCGGCCUCGCCCACGAAGGUGGAGGACCAGACGACAAACGGUGACACCAAGCGUACGUCGCCGAGUUUCACCCGGGCUCGUCUGGUCACAAUCCCGGCUCGCACCCCACCUACCUUGCCCCCGCGGCAUCCACGCCACGUCCCGGGCUCUGGCUCAAGCCGUGCCUCGUCAUCGCCUACGGCGCUCUCGUAUUCAAGCAAUAACACCUCACCUACAGACGUCACCGAGGCGGAGAAUCUCGAACAUUUGGACAAAUCCCCUAAGGCACCUCCAUCCCCAGAGAAGGCCAAGACCACUCCUGACAUUCCUACUGCGAGCGACGAUGAGGAGUUCGUCGACACGAAAUCGGAGGCCCCUGCUGAGAAGGACGAGUUCCACUCUGCUAACGGCGAGUCGGAGGCUGAGGAUAAUGUUAUUACCCUCGAAGACCAUACUGGCACCGAGGCCGCCGAGCAGGACAGCAAAGCGAACAAAGAAGGUGAGAAGGGGGUUGAACCUGAACAAUCUCCUCGACUCCAAAAGUCUCCCGAUGUCCCCAAGCUCGCACCCAAUAUCGAGGACACCCCGGAGGUAGAAGAGACCCUCGACAAGAUUGAAGCCAAGCUUGAAGCUGAGAUCGACCAACCCGAAGGCCAGAAGUCUGAAAAGUCAUAUUCACAGACUGACCGCGAAGUACACGACGAGUCCCCUGGUGGGACUAAACUCAAUACAACCUUGCCCCAUGCUAGGGCUGAGUGA